AACAAUAAAAGCUCGAAGUAUUUGACAGUCGUGGGGAUCUACGGAUAUUGUUGUUCAAGUGGCAAUGAACACUUGAGCGCGCGAUGGAGAAAAAAGAUGGAUUGGGCGACACAAAGACCGUUGCCACAGAUAACUCCACAGACCGUGCUCAAGCUGAACGCGAUAGAGUGCGGAUCGAGUUCUACGCCACGUAUGACGUCAUGACGGGUGUGCGCAUAGCCGCUACUCUAGGUGGCUUUUUUGCGCUCAUGGUUUUUUUAAUCGUCUACAAAAGUCGCAGCAAAUCAGUGAAAGCGCUUAACGAUCCAAAAAUAGUCGAGCUGGCCGAAGCAGUAGUAGCUGAAGAGCAAGCUGUUGAGGAGGAGAGACAAUUGACGGCGGCAUUGCAAGAGGCUCUCGCCGAACGUCUCUCUCGUCGAAGCUCUCGGCCGUCGAUCGGGGAAGAGCCCCCGUGGCCACGGACAGCGCGGUUUUCGUCGUACGGAGGUGGAUAUGGCAGCAUGCUGGCACCUCCUCGCCGAUUGUCCGGGCUCCGUGGGGACUCGUUGCCAGGCUCCGUUCUUAGAUUUGGUGAGAGACGAUUCUCAGGAGUGCCACGCGAUCGGCGCCUCAGUUCAGCCACUUAUUCUAGUUCUGGUAGUUCCUACUUAGAAAGACGCGGAUCGUCAGUAGUGUGCGCGCUUCCCGAGCGGCGACUGUCGCCCUGUCCGAGCGUGAGACUGGCGCCGCUCGCUUCUGUUGGUAGUGUAGGACCCUCGUUUGCUGUAGAUUGUGAUCUCUUGUCUGUAGGCGCGGAUUCUGUGUUCGCGGAGGACGAUGCUGACUCGACUGAUGAUGAGAUCGAUCAGUUUUCAACCGACAGUGGCGGUGGAAUUGAAGUCGGCGUGACUGACUGCACGGAACUUACCAGCAGGCCGAAAUACACGCAAGUCAAGCAUGAUUCACACUCACGCGAAACGUUGUUCUAGUCCCUAGCGUGCCGUGCUAGAUGUUGAAUGUUUAGAAGUAAACUUUGAAAUAUCUUCAUUUCAGACGUGAGUACUUUGUUAAUUUGAAAAGCAGUUGCAUAUCAAUUUUCCAACGACAUAUCAUAGUGUCUUGACUUAAUUGCCUACAAUACUAAUUUUACAAAGAAUUUAUUAAUUUUCGUACACAGAUUUUACUUAAUAAACAUUAUUGAAUGCUUUUUCUAAGUAACAUUGGUAGUUAUUAUUUAGGCUUCUCUAUUAAUUUAUAAUAACAGCUUUACUGAUUAAAUACUAAAUCUGAAUUUAAGAUAUUUUAAGGUUUUCAUUCAUUUUAGUGAGUAUAUAGUUUGUUUAUGUUGACGAAUUGAUGUUAUAUUAUAGAGAUGGAAAGGUAUGGUGGUUUUCAUAUAAGUCUGCAAAAUAAUAUUGGAAUCAAACAACUUUAUAAUGUAAUAAAGUGUGCAAUUUCCAAACGAUUAAAAAUCUGUCACUUCCAGUAUAAUAAAUAUCCUUAAGUAUCUGGCUUGUUCCUUGGUUAUGUUUAUAAGAAAUGAAAUAACAUUGUUAUUUAAUUGUACGUUGUAAAUCAAUUUUAUUGCAUAUUAUUAAAACAAUUUUAGUAAUUACAAUUAUCAUAGUGGUUUGCUGGAGAAAUGUGAAGUAGUCCCGGACCGCUUGUUCGCUGUGUUCUUAAUAAAUUUGGAAAUGAAGAAUUUACCGAAUUAAUCUUUUUGUAGCGAUCAUGUACUAAUGUAAAUAGUUAAGAUUUCUUUACAUUUAUACCUAUGAUUAUUCUAACAUUACACGCACAACCGACAUCUAGUCAUUUACAUAAUUGUUUAAUAUUACAAUUUAUGUUAUUGUAAGUAUACCCAGGGUUGCCAUAAUAUUUUUCAUUCUUCAUUCCUUAUACGGGACGUUUAGCACUUUUGAUGUCCCAAAAAGCAUUAACAUAUUUUACGCAGAAACGCAGCGUUUCUACAACAAUCUAAAUCAAAGCAUGCAUGUAUACUAAAAUUUCUAAGUGUAGUGAAGGAUACCAAAGAAUCAAAAUUAAAGGUUUUAUUUGAAGUAAUUGCAGUACAUUAAGAAAAAUUAAUAAAUUUUUAAAUUAAUAUCAGUUUAUUAUUGAAUCCAGUCAUAUUUUGAUGUUGAUUUUACUUUAGAAAUUGUUAUUUGCACACGUUAUUUUAAAAUUAUAGUGACAAUUUAAUAUGGAUCUAAUGGUCCUACAGACAACCUGUUUGUUUCUUCUGUCCAAUGAGCCGUCAUCAAUGAAAAUAUUCUUUCUACUUUUGCUUUGUGGGUGUAUGAGUGCCCCCGCAUUCUUCGCGACGUUGUCGAGCUGAAUAUUUAUAUAUUGUGUGGAGAUUGUGGCAAAACUUAAACUUAAACUUUUCCUUAAAGGCCGGCAACGCUCUUGUGAUUCCUCUGGUGUUGCAAGAGAAUGUGGGCGGCGGUGAUCACUUAACACCAGGUGACCAGUACGCUCGUUUGUCCUCCUAUUCCAUAAAAAAAAAACGGGACAAAUAUGAGACAUUUAACAAUACGGAAUGUUUCAAUACGGUGACAGUCCCGUACAUAUGGGACGUAUGGCAACUCUAGAUAUACCUAAUGCAUUGUGAUGUGUAGUUUUGCAGAAAAUUAUGCUAUACAAUCGCCUCACUAUUAUACCAAAGAUCUCCAAUUAUUUUAAUGUGCCAAGAGUAAGAUAGAGAGCCUAUACUUAAGCAGUAUUAAAAAACUUUACAUGCGCUCUAUCCCAAUUAAUGGAAGAUUAAAGCAGGUAAAUGCCUUGAAAGAUAUCCAGGGAUACCAGGUUUAGUGGCUUUUAGUUUGUAUAGAUUUGCCUAUAAAUUUAAUAUAAAAAAAAAAAUAAUAUUAUAAAAUUUUGUACUUGCUGGAUGGUAUAUUAAUAAAUCGAAGUAGUGGCUUGACAAAAUAAUACAAAAUGUCUUAACGGAAGAACAGUUAAUUUCCAAGUAAUAUUACAAAAAAAAAUACUAAAGUCUUAAUGGAAAGUACCUAUCCUUGCCGUAGAUAUUUGGUCAUAAAUGGACCUAAACUAACAAUCGUGAACAAGAUUGAUUACUACGUUUGAAGAUGCAUGGGAUGUUCUCUUUUGUUGGAAUGGGGGUACGACAAGUGUGUUGUGAUUUUAAGACAGCAGGGACUAUGUUGAUUGUUGGGUGGCAAGGAUCAAGUCAAGAAGUUCUCUGGAACAAAAAGCACUUGACGUAACAUUAUAGAAUUCUAACUACAACGUUUAACAACUGUUUCUCCAAUAAGUACUUAAAAAUUAUAAUAUCGUCGCUUUUGCAAAUGUGCUUACCCACAUCAUCAUGUGUUACAUACACUGUUGUUGUGUAUCUAAUGUUAACGAAGCUGAAUUAGAUCAAAACUAAUUAACAAUAAACCGAAAACAUGGUGAAGGCAGGUUUGAUUACAAACAUAUACCUAAUAUGUACCUAUUCAAAUAUGCAUUUCGCGUGCGUUUGUACCUAGUAAGAUUUAGAUAAUCCUUUUAUUUUAUUUAAAUCUAGCAAUGUUGACUUGUUUGUUAAACCACGAUUGGUAACUUGUUAGACAGGGCUUUACAGAUAAAUAAGGACGAAGAACCAAAUUCAGGUUAGAUUAUGUUUGUAAGAGGAUCGGCGUAUGGGGUUUGUUUUCUGACCAGCCAUUCUCAAAACCUAUCUAAAGUUUACCAAUUACGUUUUAGGUACAAUUUAAUCACGGUGUCUCUUUUACAAAGGUUUAUUCAUAUAAUAAAUCAUUGAUUUCGUCUUUAUGAAACAAUAAUAGGUACGGGUUAAAAGCGGUUUUAAGGCGGCUAAUCCCGCUGCGUUUCCAGAAAUACUGCCACUAUUAAUCAUUUGCAUUGAAAUUUCGGACACAGAGUUUUAUUGAUUCAAGUGUACCAGUCCGGUUAGAGCGGAUAAAACACGGUCACGCAAUUAGAACACAGGUCGUUUUAUUGCGACGUAGAUUUAUUUAUUAGCGUAUAUGUAACUGUUCGUUGCUCGAAUUAAAAAGAGCUCCACGUAGUCUGUAAACUGUUGAAAUGUAUGUAAAAAUAUUGUAAAUAUAUAAAAUGCCAGUC
Messenger RNA from Leptidea sinapis, 4071 nucleotides. RefSeq lists its product as uncharacterized. The coding region runs from base 84 to 968 and encodes 294 amino acids. The transcript is spliced from 2 exons. NCBI's taxonomy places the organism in Eukaryota, Metazoa, Arthropoda, Insecta, Lepidoptera, Pieridae. The record is from RefSeq and is a predicted model, not a curated record.